Molecule: messenger RNA, 1778 nt
Organism: Drosophila biarmipes
Lineage: Eukaryota; Metazoa; Arthropoda; Insecta; Diptera; Drosophilidae
Exons: 5
Coding region: 70-1713 (547 amino acids)
Biological process (GO): maturation of 5.8S rRNA; maturation of LSU-rRNA
Cellular component (GO): Las1 complex; preribosome, large subunit precursor
Molecular function (GO): endonuclease activity
Source: RefSeq, a predicted model, not a curated record
GUCAAAUUUGUUGCGUUUUCAUGCGCGGUUUGUUUUGCUUGUAACUUGUUUUAAAACAUAUUGACUGAAAUGGAUGUUGCAAAAAAAGAAAUCCCUAAUGUGAAAAAGCAAAGCCCAGAGAAGGGAAAACAGCAAAAAACUAAAACUGCUCCAUCUCCACCGCCUCCAAUUGUAAAGCAGAGAACUGUGGUGACUCCAUGGCGAGACACGCUGGAAUUCCAAACGACGUAUGAGUGUUUAUUCGGCAAAACCUCCACGCCUGCCAACCGGCGGCAGGCACUCAGUAAAAUCCGCAUUUGGAGCCUUCGAAGGGGAAAUCUCUGCCCGGCGGCGGUCAUGGCCACUUCGGUGCUCGUCCAGGCUCAACUGGAGGACCAGGAGGGCAACUCCAAAAUACAGAACACCUACGCCAGUGCCUUCACGCGAUUCUAUAACUUCAUGUCCUCCAUCAUCCAGGGCCAUAACAUGACCAGCAUGUACGAAACUGCCAGGGAACUGGGACUGCAGUCGUUCAUCGUGGAUCUGCGGCACCUCUGCGCCCAUGGACAGGAGCUGCCACCCGUGCAGGUGCUAAGAAACACUUCGGAGCAUUGUCUGGAGUGGCUGCGAACCUACUACUGGCUGCCCCACAAGGAAACCAUGUCUAAUUUGAAUGCCGGCAAGCUGAAGCGCAAGGACAAGCUGAAGUUUGAGAAGGCUGUAAGCAAUCUUCUGGAGAUCUACGAUCUGACCCUGGAAUGCCAUUUCAAGGGGGCCGAGAAACUAAAGGCCAUCAGCAAACUGAAGUCCAGUGCAGAAUUUAAUAAGAUUAGGGUUUACUCCUCCAGCAAGAAAGCUAAAACAUCGAAGGAAAUACUCGACGCGGUGGUAAAUGAUCUCAGUGCGCUGGUCAAAAAGGAGUCUUCCUCCAUGAAGGAUCUGUUGGAUAUUUACACGGGUUGCCUGCUUAAAAUGGAAUACUUCCUAGGCGUUGGCCUGCAAGUGGAUGACAACGAGGAUACCCUGAUUGCAGCCACUCAGGGACUCUUUAGACUACUCGCCAUGCAGGGAUACAUCGAAAAGGUGUUUGUGGCCUUGGUUCAGCUGACUGAAAACGAAAACGAGGCGGAGCAUAGACGACUGGGAGCCAGCUACUGGGCCUCGAAGAUGGUUGAAUCCUUCGGAAUGCUGUUCCGCAUGAAGCGCAUGUACAAAGAGGAGCUUGAUUUGAACGAUAAACUGAAAGCAGUGGAGUUUUCUUCGCUGAACACGGACAAGCUAUCGAAAACCAUGCGCAGUCUGCUUGUGCAUUCCAAUGUGGAUCCCUCGAUUACCCUUAUUUUCGGGGAUAACCCCAAAAAGUCCAGGUCUUUGGUGUUUGAGCGGGAGUUUAUUAUGCAACGUGUUGCCCCUUUCAGCAAAUACUCGGCGCCAAUUCUUAAAGGGCUACUACCGCUUGCCGAUCCCCCCUUCAGCAAGACGCAAGUGGCGGAUCUAAGCAAACUCUGCGAUAUUAGAUUGCAUGAAUACGAAGAGGAAGAUCCCAUGGAGGAUGACGAUUCUUUGGAUGAGAAUUAUAACCUGGAUUAUUUGGAACAGCUUUUGGCAAAAGCAGCUCAAAGCAAGGGCAACACUAUUAGCAACUCUGUAACAUCAGACUUGGGCCUUUGGAAAGUUGAAAAAGACUACGAUUGGUCCAAAUGUGCCUUGGGCGUGUUACCUUGGGCUUCCUAAAUAUAAAUACAAUUUAUAUAUUAUAUUGAUUAAACCUACUAAAUAAAAACAAACUAUAUAAGAAA